UACAAGUUACGAAAUGAAAAAAUGGAAAAUAAUCUGGUAAAAGUAAGUAUACACGUGGAAAGUUCAAAUUCAACGAAUCUGAUUUUCUCUUUGUCGCUCUCUCUUCAGCUUCGGAGCUUCUCUUUAGAUCUGAUCCGAGCAACAAGGUUUUUGAGUUCUUCUUUCUAUAAGAUCUGGGAGAGCAUGGGCCGAGGAGUUAGCAUCGGUGGAGGACAGAGUUCAUUGGGCUAUCUGUUUGGGAGUGGAGAGGCUCCUAAACCAGCUACAACUAAUGCUGAAACUGCUCCAAAUGAAGUGCAGGCUGUGAAUAAUGCGCCUGCCUCCAAACCUGCUACUGCUUCUCAUUGAUAACCCAGUACCUCUCUAGAUCGACAAUAAAUUGGACCAAGAACAAGCAGCUCACAAACUAAAAUAAUCAGAUCAAAGACUUGUACAAAUAAUCCUAAAGAAAGGCUAGUGGUGAUUUGGUAAGGCUUCCCCUUCCAAAGGCAAUAUAACCGGGCAAUAUAACCCUGAAAGUCUUUCUACAUAAAUAACCAUUGUAACAGGAGCUGAUUGUGUGUUUUGUUUAAAAAACAAACACAUGCAAGCUAUCGGCCCUGAACUAUUGUAACAGUAACAUUGUUAAGGGAGCCAGCAUCUGGGGAAAUUUGCCUUUCGGUGAAUGCAGGUUGCUUUGGAAGAGGCAGAUCAAUAGUCUCACUUUUAAGCAUGGAAAUAACAACAGAUACAGUUGGCCUA
Messenger RNA from Alnus glutinosa, 741 nucleotides. RefSeq lists its product as uncharacterized. Gene Ontology annotation, biological process: cortical microtubule organization. Lineage: Eukaryota; Viridiplantae; Streptophyta; Magnoliopsida; Fagales; Betulaceae. The transcript is spliced from 2 exons. The record is from RefSeq and is a predicted model, not a curated record. Bases 22 to 348 code for a protein of 108 amino acids. Gene Ontology annotation, cellular component: cortical microtubule, transverse to long axis.